AUGGAGAGUCCACACGAGCACCAACAAAGCCAGCUGCUUGCCCGCAUCAUCACCAACGUGGAGAAACUGAAUGAAGCCAUUACGGUUUUGAACAAGAACCUCCAGGAGGUCAACGUCCAGAAUAUGAAUGUCGAGCUGGUGGCGCAGAUGUUCAAAAACUACCAGUCGAACGUUCUCUUCCAUCUUGAAGCUACGGAGAACUUGAAGGAACCAGCGCCAUAG
Arthroderma uncinatum is the source of this 222-nucleotide messenger RNA. RefSeq lists its product as uncharacterized. The coding region runs from base 1 to 222 and encodes 73 amino acids. Gene Ontology annotation, biological process: attachment of spindle microtubules to kinetochore. The transcript has 5 exons. The record is from RefSeq and is a predicted model, not a curated record. Lineage: Eukaryota; Fungi; Ascomycota; Eurotiomycetes; Onygenales; Arthrodermataceae. Gene Ontology annotation, cellular component: mitotic spindle; DASH complex.